Messenger RNA from Trichomonas vaginalis G3, 441 nucleotides. Its product is annotated as DNA binding. NCBI's taxonomy places the organism in Eukaryota, Parabasalia, Trichomonadida, Trichomonadidae. The record is from RefSeq and is a predicted model, not a curated record. Gene Ontology annotation, molecular function: RNA polymerase II cis-regulatory region sequence-specific DNA binding; DNA-binding transcription factor activity, RNA polymerase II-specific. The transcript has a single exon. Gene Ontology annotation, biological process: regulation of transcription by RNA polymerase II. The coding region runs from base 1 to 441 and encodes 146 amino acids.
AUGUAUUCUCCAAGCAUGUCAUCCAGCGAUUCCUCUAGUGACUACAGUGAAUCUGAUCAUCAUAUUGUAUUUCCUGACAUCUAUACACUCAUGAUGAGCCGUGGUGUCACUAUUGACAAGUCAAUGAUGGGAUUCUUACCAAAUGAGGUCACACUCCCACAGCCUGAGAUCAACAUCGACAUAUCCAUUAAGAAGAGGAAGGAAGGAAAGCGUACACUCUUCUCUGAUUCCCAACGCUCAAUUCUAAUGCACUGGUUGAAGAAUCACCAAAGUAAUCCUUAUCCAACAUCAUCCGAAAAGCAAGAAUUGAUCGAGAAAACAGGCUUAAACCGCGAUCAGAUCAAUGUUUGGUUUACAAAUAACAGAGUUCGCCAUGGAAUGUCUUCUUCAUCACAUCACCGUGGAAGAAACACAUAUUCACACUCAUUUGCUUUACAUUAA